UGUACGUCGCGACGGUUCGCCGUGAUCACGUUGGGUGUUGUUAUAGGCCGACGACGACGACGACGCCGCCGCCGCUACGGUUUCGAGUUUUCCGCGUCGGAAUUUCUUUCUUUUUUUUUUUUUUUUUUUCAUCAACCCCCCCCCCCCCACACGCGCUUGUUCGCUAACGUUGGCAACAGACGUGAUAAUAAUAUUAUACUGUUAAUGUUAUAUUAUCAUUAUUAUUAUUGCCGUAUUGUUACACGUACACGUCGGAGACGGGACUUUGAGAACGAUUAUACGAUUUCCUCUCCCCCGUUUUCUCGACCGAAACAUAAUCACCUAUAUUCUUACGGUGUUGGAGCGGACGACGACGUGCGGUCAGCGUCCUCCGAUGGGCCGGUCGCCGACGCCGCCGCCGCGGUAACCGCACACGGUCGACGCCCUAACGCAAUGUCGGCCACGGGCGCAGCCGCGCUGGUGGCCGCGGCGCUGGUGUUGCUGCAGUGUGUGGCCACCGGUUGCGCCGGACAGGGCGCGGCCAUACGGCACGGCCGGUCGCGGAACGCCAGGAACCUGCGGCCAAACGUACAGGCGCCGGCCAAGCCGCAGCAGACGGGCGCGGCCGCGAGCAGCGAGCUGGACAACGACAUCGUCAACCGGCUGCUGCGGAUCGUCGAGUCGCAACAGCAGUUGGGCGACAACUGCACCGCCGGUACGCACCUCAACCUCGGCGAGGGGGUCGUUGACCGGUACGCCCAGGAACGGUUCCGUGUGGAAGCCGACGUUGCGGUUAAUAGAGCCAAUAUGUUGACAAGACUUUGGAAGUACGCUGGUCCCGAAGUCAUGGACUCAGAAUAUCUGCUGCAUGCCGGCGUGAUUUCCAUGGUAGAGUUUGAUGAUGACAUAUUUGCGGCGGGUAACUGUUAUGAUCAGCACCAGUACAAGCAUUAUCAGUUAUUUUGUCCAUAUGCGUACCGGCUGCCUAAGGGCGAGGGUAUAUUGGCUAAGGACUUGGCCGUUGAAUACAAGUACUUGACUAACGCCAGUGAAUGGUUUUUUAUCGCCCGGAAGACCGCUGAAUCGGUCAUACAACGCAACAAUCAGUAUAAACAUGCAAUCAAUACAUAUACUUGGAAUCAAACAAGUCAUACAAAAAGUUUUCCUGACGACAUUCUAGCAGUGUCGUACGAAGACGGAAAAUGGAGCAAACCAUAUUAUGAUUGUGGAGGUGGAAAUAUAUGGAUGCUAACAUACACUGUACCAUUCUUUGCUUUCAAGGAUGCUAAAUAUUUUUUCAAGGGGACCAGCGGAAUUGAUAUCGACUUGCGGAGAGUGGAUAUCGACCAAUGUAGUUUACCUGAAGGCAGUACAAAGCUAAACAUUUUUGCCUCUUCAAAUAAAUGUAAAAUGGAAACGACUCAAUGUGUCUCAUUAGCUGGAUUUGGUUUUCGCCGAGGAAGUUACAAAUGUGUGUGCCGUAAAGGAUAUUUUUUUCCAAAUAUCACAAGUACUGAAAAGUCUUUCAAUGGAGUUGUAGUAGAAGAAGAGUACGAAAAGCUUAUGUUGGGAAAACCUAAUACGUACAACGUUGAAACCAACUUUCAGUGUAAAAAAUGUGCAGAGGGCUGUGAUGAUUGCGUUGAUUUUAGUCCAUGCAUCGCCACCUAUGACAUUAUACUUCGAAUCACAAUACUAUUAUUAACGCUUGUAGUAAUCGGGUUUUUACCAAUGGUAGCUGUAUUUACAUUCAAAUAUAGUGAUCUCAAGAUUGUAAAAGCCGCUAGUCCAGUGUUGCUACAGAUAAUAAUCUUGGGAGCUUUUUUUAUGUAUACAACGAUCAUCGUUAUGUAUCCAACACCAAAUUUAGUAACGUGUACUGCAAGAUUUUGGCUCAGAGAAAUUGGAUUUUCUCUCACUUACGGUGCACUCAUGUUGAAAACUUGGAGAGUAUCUCAAGUGUUCAAAGUGAACUCAGCAAAGACCGUUCGCAUAACUGACAAACAGCUAAUUAAACUUCUGCUUCUAAUGAUCGCAUUUGUCACUGUGAUACUGUUCAUCAGGACGAUGGUGUCUCCACCACACACGAUUGUCGGUCGCACAGCAGACAAUCUUAAGACAGAUAUUUGUCCCACAGAUUGGUGGGAUCACUCGUUUUCUAUUUUGGAAGUUUUAUUCUUAAUUUGGGGUAUCCGUUUGUGUGUAAUGGUUCGGAAAACGCCGUCUGCUUUCAAUGAAAGUCGGUUUAUUUCUAUAGCCAUAUAUAACGAGUUUAUCAUGUCCGUAUUUCUCAAUGUUUCCAUGAUAUUUUUAAAAUACCCAGCUAAUCCAGAUUUACAAUACGUCAUAUUUUUUUGUCACGCUCAACUUACGGCAACUGUAUUACUGGGACUUUUAUUUGGCAGUAAGGCUUUGAUAAUAUACAAAGGUGAACACAAGGUGGAAGAAACGUCUUCUCAUAAAAUAACUACACAAAAACUAAAGUUCAAUAGCAAACAAAAACAUUCUGAUCCAUCGUAUGAAAGUAUAAGUGACAACAAAGAAAUCACAGAACUUCAGGAAAUUCGAAUCUUAAGAACAACUAUAGAGAACCUUAUAGAAGAGUUUCUCAAGUGUGGGCCGGCAUAUUCAGACUACGUAUUAAGACUACAGGCUAUGUUGGAAGUUAUGAAAAACUCUAAGCUGGGCGAAAAUGAAGAUUCACAACAGAAAUUGGCUUUGAGCAACGGCUGUGUGAUCAAAGUGGACAGCAAUAAAGAUGAAUCAUGUAUAAAAAAACAUUAAUUCAUAUUUUAAAUUUAUAAAAAUGGUAACUUUUUUAACUAUGUGAUUUAAGUUAAAUAGUGGCUCAUUACAUCGAAUAGUGAUUUUCAGUCGUUUUUUCUGUAAAAUAUUUUCAUUUGUGAUCUUAAGAUUUUAUUUUUUAUUUAUGCUGCAUUCGAUUACACUGCUAAUUAUCUCGUAUUUUAAUACUUACUAGAUUUUUGAUGUCACUGUGACAAAAAAUAACUAGGUAGCAGUGGAAACUAUUUAAAAAUUGCUCGUCUAUGAAGAUAGACUGCAAACAUGGACACAUUUUAUUUAAAAUAGUAUAUAUUAUUGUCUGUGGCCAGAUAAAAAUAACUGAUUCAGAAAAAAGAAA
Melanaphis sacchari is the source of this 3121-nucleotide messenger RNA. RefSeq names its product probable G-protein coupled receptor CG31760. Lineage: Eukaryota; Metazoa; Arthropoda; Insecta; Hemiptera; Aphididae. Gene Ontology annotation, molecular function: G protein-coupled receptor activity. The record is from RefSeq and is a predicted model, not a curated record. Gene Ontology annotation, cellular component: membrane. The coding region runs from base 205 to 2763 and encodes 852 amino acids. Gene Ontology annotation, biological process: G protein-coupled receptor signaling pathway. The transcript is spliced from 14 exons.